Messenger RNA from Strongylus vulgaris, 861 nucleotides. The record is from the annotation of a GenBank genome assembly. NCBI's taxonomy places the organism in Eukaryota, Metazoa, Nematoda, Chromadorea, Rhabditida, Strongylidae.
AUGUCAACGGCGUUUGUAUUAGUAACGAGUGGAGCGUCGGUAGUCACAAUUACUAUGCUGAUUGCUAUGGGUAUUAUUGUGAGCGACAUUAAUAGCCUUCACGAUGAGAUUACGGAAGGAAUGAAGGACUUCAUUUUGCAGUCUGACGUUGACGGUGCUUGGGAAAUGAUACUUGCCGGGUAUUCGGAUCAGAACUACCAUUCUCUUAAAGAAAAGCGCAAGGCUGACGCUGUCGGGCGACCUCAACAAGCGUACGGAUGUGCAUGUGCAGCUGCGAUUUCGAACUGUCCACCCGGACCUCAAGGACCUCCUGGGAUUCCAGGUCCUCCAGGAGAGCCAGGUCUUGACGGAACGCCUGGCAGUCCCGGCGUUUCUGGCGUUGGGGUUCUAAUCCAACAACAGACUUCAACAGCAUGUAUAAAGUGUCCAGCUGGGCCACGAGGAGUACAAGGUCCACCGGGAGAAAUGGGUCCGCAAGGCCCGGUUGGUCAACAAGGUCGUCAGGGAAUGCCAGGAAGCCCAGGUGAAAAUGGUUUACCUGGACCUCGCGGCGACAAUGGCAUGCCUGGAUUCCCGGGCAUGAGAGGAAUGCCUGGUCCACCUGGAUUGUCAGGAACGCGCUAUACGCAUGGAAGUGGAGGUAGGCCUGGUCCACAAGGUCCGCCGGGACCCACGGGUCCACCAGGUCAGGAUGGUGAGAUGGGUUGUGAAGGACCCGAAGGAAUGCCUGGACCACCGGGAAUCCAUGGACGCGACGGCACUCCUGGUCAUGAUGGCCAAUCCGGAAUACCAGGUCAGCCUGGAAACGAUGGAAAGGACGCUCACUACUGUCCAUGCCCUGCAAGAACUACGACAUUUUGA